AUGAACCAGCAGCCAGUUGAGAGGCGAAACGGUGGGGGUGACACCGCUGCAAGUGAUGAGACGGCACCAAUUGCUUCACAUCGUAGUGGUGGGGCUUCCUCAAUGUUUCGUUCUUUUGGUUCAUUGUUUGGAGCCAACAAUAACAGUGCUGGCGGCAGAGGUAUACAUUCUCCGACGAAUACGGAUGUUCAUGGAUACGUUGAGUUUGGCAUGCAGGAUCCAGAUCGAAGCGGUCGCACGCUGGGCACUUUUGCAGGCGUAUUUAGCCCAGUAGCAUUGUCAAUGUUCAGUGCUUUAGUCUUCAUACGUGUUGGCUUUAUUGUCGGCAAUGCUGGUCUUUAUGUGACGCUACUACAAUUUGUUAUCGCAUACUUAAUUCUCUUGUUUACCGUUGCUUCAGUAUGUGCAAUAUCCACUAACGGUGCCGUGGAAGGAGGUGGCGUCUAUUUCAUGAUAAGUCGUACCCUAGGCCUAGAGUUUGGCGGCUCGAUUGGUACGCUUUUCUUUCUUGCCAAUGUUGUUGGUUGUGCCAUGGCUAUAUCUGGUUGUACCGAAGGCAUGAUGGAAAACUUUGGCGACGGUGGAUAUUUUACACAUGACAGUAAGGGCUUAUUGCCUGAUGGCACAUGGUGGCGUUUUCUUUUUUCCACAAUAAUCAAUACAGCAAUGUUGGUGGUGUGUUUGAUUGGCGCGGCACUCUUUGCUAAGACGUCGGUAUUAAUUUUGGGUAUUGUGUCAAUAUGUUUGUUGGCCACAUAUAUAAGUUUUCUGGCUGAAGGUCCAAAGGAAAUUGAUCGCCCUAAAGAAAAUACCAUCUAUAAUCUGACGAUUAAACUUCCAUAUACUGGUCUAGACAGUAAUACGUUAAUGGGCAAUCUGUAUCCACAUUAUGUAGAAGAUUACACCUCGAAUGGUAAAAUGGUUGAUUUCGCCACAACAUUUGGUGUGUUGUUCGCUGGUGUUACCGGCAUCAUGGCCGGUGCAAAUAUGUCGGGCGAAUUGAAGAGUCCAUCCAGAAGUAUACCAACCGGCACCUUAUCGGCCGUUUCCUUUACUUUCGUUUCUUACAUUUUAUUGUCAUUCCUGAUGGCAUUUACCACACCAGCCGUAACCAUGCAAAAUAACUAUCUCUUCCUUAUGCCGGUAAACUUUUGGCCGCCCUUUACAGCCAUUGGUAUACUUACAGCUACAUUUUCCACUGGUCUCAGUAAUCUAAUUGGUUCAAGUCGUAUAUUGGAAGCACUAUCAAAGGAUCAAGUAUUUGGUUCCCUUUUGAAUUUCGUAGUACGAGGCACAUGGAAGGGUAAUCCUGUGGCGGCGGUGUUCACAAGCUGGUUGCUCGUAGAAUGCAUUCUAUUAAUCGGUUCACUGAAUACAAUUGCACAGGUCAAUUCAGUAUUAUUUAUGCUUUCUUAUUUGGCAACCAAUUUGGCUUGUUUGGGCAUCGAGUUGACUGGUGCACCGAAUUUUCGUCCACUUUUCAAAUAUUUUACUUGGCAUACCUGUCUGAUUGGUCUGCUUGGCACACUCAUAAUGAUGUUCGUGAUAAACCCAAUAUAUGCGUCGUCUAGUAUUAUUUUAUGUUUAAUUUUGGUGAUAGCGCUGCACUUGUUCUCGCCAGCUUCACAGGGUGCACAGUGGGGUUCCAUUUCGCAAGCGCUCAUGUUUCAUCAGGUACGCAAGUACUUGCUAAUGUUGGAUUCACGAAAGGAUCAUGUUAAAUUCUGGCGCCCUCAAAUGCUAUUGCUAGUAUCAUCGCCCCGUUCCUGUUGCCCUCUUGUCGAUUUCGUUAAUGACAUGAAAAAGGGAGGCCUCUACGUAAUCGGACAUGUAAAAGUGGGUGACUAUACAGCCGUCGUAGAUCCAACCAUCGAAGAAAACAAAUAUUGGCUCUCCUUUGUUGAUCAUAUGAAAGUGAAGGCGUUUGCUGAAGUAACAUUAGCCAAAUCCAUACGUGAAGGUGUACAACAUCUAAUACGUUUAUCCGGUAUAGGUGCAAUGAAACCGAAUACCAUAAUCUUAGGUUUCUAUGACAGUGAAACGCCGAGGGAUUUCUUCGAAGCUGGCACUUCGCCCUAUAAAACGGAAGGAUUUAAUCAUGGUGAAAUUCAAAACUUUCCAAUACGUCGUGAUGGUGAAGAGAAACAUAUUGAUGUCGCGGAAUACGUUGCGAUUAUGAGUGAUGUGUUGCGCAUGAAGAAAAACUUGUGCUUGUGUCGACACUUCCAUCGUUUGGAUAAAAACUUUAUUGCCAAGAGCAAACACUUAAGAUAUAUAGACGUUUGGCCAAUAAACGUUUUUAAUCCAAAUUCAAAUAAUCCUUUCGAUGUAGUCUCACUAUUCAUGAUGCAACUAGCCGUGAUAAUAAAUAUGCUUGCCAAGUGGAAACAUUUACGUUUGCGCGUUUUUCUCUGCGAAUCUAAUAAUGAAAAUUCGAAUAUAAGUUCUUUUGACACACAAAUGCCACAAUUGGAUACUUUUUCCAGAAUGAAACUGGAACAAUCACUGAAGAGUUUACGUAUUGAAGCAGAUAUAAUUGAGAUUCAAGAAUGGAACAGCGAUUCGGACUUUACAAGCCAUUCGCGCAUACUAAAACAAUUCACAAGUCAUGCCGACGAGGACCAUGAAGCUAUCAAUGAGGAAAAUAUCAAUCGCUCCCUUCUUUAUAUGCAAAGAGCCAAUCAAAUAAUACGAGAACGUUCCGAUCAGACUGCUGUUUCCUUCAUAUAUUUGGCUGCACCACCACAAAUUGGCACAGCUGACUUCAAAGAGCGCAGUGCCCGUUACAUUGAGCUACUUACAGAGUUGACUGCCGAAUUACCACCGACUAUACUGGUGCAUGGCAUAAGCACAGUUACGUCGACGACGCUUUAAAUUUACAAAUAUCCUACCAUGUAUGUGUAGCACACUAAAAAUUACUGCUACUCUAAUGGUCGCAACAAUUGGCGAAUGAAUCUACAAACAUACAUUUUUAAUUUUUUUUUUACACUUUCAUUUAUAUUUUAUUUGUCACUCUUCAAAAAUUUUACAAACAUACAAUAUUAACAAUUUUACAAAUAUUGAGGUAAUACAUUGAUAAGUUCGGCAGCAUUUGAAUGAAAUUUUUAUUAUUAUUUUACAUAUUGCCAAAAUACUAUAGUAUUCCAAAAAAAUAAUAUUAAGCGUAUUAUUUUUUAUAGACGAAGAAGAGUAAACAAUAGGCAAGCAGACAACAAUGGUUUUUUUUUAUCAAGUUAUCAAUAUUUACAUUUUAUCAAAGUAAAUUAAAAGUCUUAACCGCGAAUAAAAUUGUUUAAAUUUAAUCAUUUUCUCGUAGUGACAUAAUUUGCUUGUCAAAAGAAGCUCCAAUCUGUUCUUAUAAGAAAGUUGCAUAUCAGUGUAUUUCAAAAACCAAUCCAUAUAUGUAUGUACAUAUGAAAAACUAUACAGAGUAUAAAAGCAUUCUAUUAGAGAUGUCCUUGUUCUUAAGUUUUGAUUAUUAUUGUACAAUUAGUGGAAGAUAUAUGUCAAAAGGCAAAGAUUUUUAUAAAAUGCUUUAAUUCUUAUUCUAAAUAAUCUCGGGAAUGUGGCGCCAAGUUUUUAGAGAAACUAUUAUGUGCACAUUUUUUCAAUUCGAGAAAUUUUUGCAUUCCAUAGGAAAUUUACUUUUUAUAAAUUGCGAAGAACAGCUGAACUCUCGAGGCCCCUGUAUUACAAUAAAGCUUCCGACUAUAAUUUUUUCAACAUGAAAUGAACAGCUUAAUAAAUUUUGCUCUAAACAUGAAAUAGUAUUCGAAAAAGGACAUCUUAAGUACGUAUUUGUGCUUUAAAAAAUAUUUUCGUAAUUUCUCCAUGACAUCUGCUCUAACUGAAACUCAAAGAGUUGUGCAAUAUACUCAAAUGUAUUAGUGUCCUUAAUUUUUCUUUUAUUAUUUAACAAAUUUCUCAAAUAAUUAUACCUAACACCAAAAUCUACAAGUAACAUUACCUUAAGCUAAAAUGUAACUAAAUUCCAUAACAAUAUGUAUAUUUAGAUGUAUGAACAACUAAAUUUAAUUAAAUGUGAUUUUUACGUAAACAUA
Bactrocera tryoni is the source of this 4061-nucleotide messenger RNA. Its product is annotated as solute carrier family 12 member 9. Gene Ontology annotation, molecular function: potassium:chloride symporter activity. The record is from RefSeq and is a predicted model, not a curated record. Gene Ontology annotation, biological process: potassium ion homeostasis; chloride transmembrane transport; cell volume homeostasis. Bases 1 to 2874 code for a protein of 957 amino acids. The transcript has 10 exons. NCBI's taxonomy places the organism in Eukaryota, Metazoa, Arthropoda, Insecta, Diptera, Tephritidae. Gene Ontology annotation, cellular component: membrane.